Cryptotermes secundus is the source of this 1069-nucleotide messenger RNA. It is a transcript of the gene Prosbeta7, whose product is annotated as proteasome subunit beta type-4. The record is from RefSeq and is a predicted model, not a curated record. Lineage: Eukaryota; Metazoa; Arthropoda; Insecta; Blattodea; Kalotermitidae. Bases 188 to 973 code for a protein of 261 amino acids. Gene Ontology annotation, cellular component: proteasome core complex. The transcript is spliced from 6 exons.
GUUAAUCAUCUGUCACACAGAUUUGUCCCAACAUAACAAGUAAAUAGAUGAUUUAUCCAUACAUAUUUUUUUAUAAAUGUGAUGAGUAGGUUAGCAUUCAUUUAUAUAUAUUUACUACUUAAUUAAAUAUGAUUUUGAUAAUAUUGAAACAGAGUGAGGAAAUCUGGAAACGGAACAAAAUUGGAACAUGGCGUCUGUAGUGAGUGGUAGUUUGUGUAUACCAGCGCGAUUAUGGCAGAAUGGACCUUCUGCAUCAUGCUUAUUCAAUCUUUCAGAUGGUUUGGCUGAUCAGAACACAUAUUUCGCCCAGAGAUCACAAGCACCAAUUACGACAGGAACGUCUGUACUUGGAAUAACAUUUGAGGGAGGUGUUGCAAUCGCCGCAGAUAUUCUUGGCUCAUAUGGGUCUUUGGCGAGAUUUCGAAACUGCCCCCGAAUAAUGCAUGUCAAUGACAACAUAAUACUUGGUGCUGGUGGAGAUUAUGCAGAUUACCAAUAUCUGAAAGAUGUUAUAGAGCAGAAAAUUCUUGAAGAAGAGUGCUUAGAUGAUGGGUUCUCAAUAAAACCAAAGGCUUUGCAUUGCUGGCUAACUAGGGUUAUGUACAAUCGACGUUCUAAAUUUGAUCCGUUUUGGAAUAAUUUCAUCGUUGGUGGUUUGCAGGAUGAUGAGCCGUUCCUAGGGACAGUUGACAAGCUUGGAACAGCAUAUGUAGACCGCCACAUUGCUACAGGCUAUGGAGCAUAUAUGGCACUACCCCUGAUGAGGGAGGAAGUUGAAAGGAAUCCCAUUAUGACAAAGGAUGCGGCACAGAAGUUGCUCGUCAAGUGCCUUGAGGUCCUGUAUUACCGUGAUUCUCGUUCUUUCCCCAAGUUUCAGCUUGCGACAUUGACAAAGGAAGGUGUGACUGUGGAGGGUCCCCUGACGGUAGAACAGAGCUGGGAGAUGGGCACCAUUGUGAAGCAAGACGAAUAAGGAAGGUCCAGGUGGUGGAUCCCAGAGUGCAAUGCAAAGUACAGAUUCUUAAUGUUACUGUAUUUACCGUAAAUAAAAGCUACGAUCUCCCCCUAA